Molecule: messenger RNA, 1467 nt
Organism: Corylus avellana
Lineage: Eukaryota; Viridiplantae; Streptophyta; Magnoliopsida; Fagales; Betulaceae
Source: RefSeq, a predicted model, not a curated record
AUGGAAGACGUACUGGAGGACCUGUGUGGAAGAAUCUCCCUCACAGAGGGAGAGAAGAUUGGAAUACAGGUGGAGGAGGGUGAGAUAGCAGCGGAUAAGGAAGCGGGUGGGAAGUGCUUGAUCGGCAAGGUGUGGACGGAAAAGAACAUCAAUAAGGAGGCUUUUCGAUCAGUGCUAUCAACCGUAUGGCGCACUGCAGGAGGUGUAAAGUUCAAAGAAUUGAGAGAGAAUACAUGGCUGUUCGAGUUCAAUGACGACGUUGAUAAACGGAGGGUAUUGGAUGGACGGCCUUGGUCGUUUGAUGGGCAGAUCUUAGUAUUGAAUGAGUUUGAUGGCAACACUCCACCAUCCCAAUUGGAGUUUAAUCAGUCUCCAUUUUGGAUUCAAGUCCAUGACAUGCCUCUUAUCUGUAUGAAUAAGAAUAUUGGCACUAAGAUAGGGAGAUCAUUGGGAGAACUUGAGGAAGUUGAUGUAGCAGGUGAUGGAAUGGGCUGGGGGAGCUGCUUAAGACUGAGGGUUAACAUCGACAUUACAAAGCCCCUUGACCGAGGUAGAGCUCUCAAACUGGAAGGGAAGUCAUCUUGGGUAGAGUUCAAAUAUGAAAAGCUGCCCAUUUUCUGUUUCCGAUGUGGCCGGAUAGUGCAUGGUCCGCGAGGAUGCCCGAUCCCACCCCCGACCAGUCGUAGUGCAGCAAAGGAGUUCAACAAAUGGGGAGUAGAGCUUAGAGCUAUGGCUCCGCGCAGACGAGGAGCAAGGGGAAGACAUUCGUACAGGGAGCAGUCGACCAGAAAUUCUCCAUCGGAGUCUGACGAGACGGACAGCGGCAGACACUCUGGGGAGCGUUCUCCCAAUAUGGCAACUUCCGGAUUUCACGGAAACCCUUCCAAAGAAAUAAAUUCGAAGGCGCCAGCUGGGAGCGGAGGAGGCGGGAUACGAAACUCAGAAAAGGAAACUGGUAACGUUACAAGGAAAGAUUCCGCGACAGCUGAAUUGCAUGAAAUAUCUGCCAUAAAUACAAUGGAACGUCCAGCGGCAAACAGUCCACUGCAGACUACUGGACCGGGCUCAUGCUUGGGCCAUUUGGGCCAUGGACACUUGGGCUCAUCUAUUGCUGGGUCAAGAGUGGGCGAAGCAGGUGGGGGAGGAAAUAUGGAAGAUCAGGAAGUCACUAGUAUGGAAUUCCUAUUGUCUGGGGCAGCCGAACACAACAGGGGAGAUGGCGAAAAUGACUCCAAUAAUUUCAGGCCUACUCUGAAAACCUGGAAGCGGAUGGCCAGAAACACAAAUAAUGUUCGGGCAUUAACCCAGCCCUCUAGUAAGACGAAAAGGGACAGGAGAGAUCCCACGGAUGAACAAAAUUCAGGCCCGGAGAGAGUGGAGAAAAGAAGCAAGACAGAAUCUGUGUCUCAGAAUAAGAAGUUGGAGUCAUUGGCGGCGGCUGUCCCACAGCCCCGCCAGGAGCCAUGA